GUCCGGCAGAAUCAUGGACGUCAUUCCUAUGCAGAGCGCGCUAGUCUGGCCCCUCCCAACUGACGUCUGUAUCCAAUAAGGGCCAGGUGAGGGAGGGCGCAGAUAACUUCUGUGUUUACGUCUGCCAUGAGGAGAAGUGGGUCACGAAGUCUUUGGACACCUGAAAGCUACACUGCAGCUGCUCGUGAGCGGACAAGCGUGACUGAACGUGAGAAGCCAACGCUAUUCAGAACAUCGUUGCCUCGUCAAUUUCAAGAGUACAUCUUGACUCCAAGAUGCUUCUGGCGAGGAACAAUCCCUGAGUUCAACUUCCCUCAUCACCCUUCAUGAUGACGUGACGUCGCCAUAGCCUUCUGAGAGAAAACACAUCAUGGUGAAUUCAGAGAUUUACGAGUCAGCCUCUGAGUCUGAGUACCAGGCGGUGGCCCUGCCCAUCUCUGCGGUGAUGCCGCUGGUGGUGCCCGUCCUAGGGGAGUCCUACUGCCGAUGCCCCACCCAGACUGAGGUGACCCAUGACCCUGCCACUGGAGCCCCCCUCCUGGACUGCGGAUGUGGAGAAGAAGACCAAACUUGCGAUUGGGUAUGGGACGAGGCCUGCAAGUCGUCCUCCACGUAUCUGAGCUGCUCUGACCGGAAAGUGAGUUUUCACAUGGAGUACAGCUGUGGAACGGCCGCCAUCCGCGGAAACCAGGAGCUCGCAGACGGACAGCACUUUUGGGAGAUCAAGAUGACAUCACCAGUGUAUGGAACAGAUAUGAUGGUGGGUGUAGGCACAUCAGAGGUGAAUCUAGACCAGUUCAGGCACAGCUUCUGCAGUCUGCUUGGCACAGAUGGAGACAGUUGGGGUCUUUCAUACACAGGUCUUCUGCAUCACAAAGGAGCAAAGGUGACCUUCUCGCCACGCUUUGGCCAGGGAUCAAUCAUUGGGGUCCACCUGGACAACUGGCAUGGAACCCUGACCUUUUACAAGAACCGAAGAUGCAUUGGUGUGGCGGCUCGCCAGCUCCAGAACAAGCGCCUGUACCCGAUGGUGUGCUCCACGGCAGCCAAGAGCAGUAUGAAGAUGAUCCGCUCCUGCUCUGUGCCCACCUCUUUGCAGUAUCUGUGCUGCGACCGGCUGCGCCAGCACAUGCCGCCUAACGUAGACGUGCUCAGUGUGCUCCCCUUGCCGCCGGGCCUGCGCCGGCUCCUGCGCUCCCGCCUGGGCUGGGUGCUCAGCCUCAACCAGUCCAGCUCCGCCAGUGACACCGACUCGGAUACUGACGAGCACGCAGAAGACAGCGAGUGCUGCUCCAGCUCUGACUCGGAGUAUGUGGAUGCUCUGGAGUCACCCAGCGUGGAUCUGGUGGAGACCAGAACCCCAGUGGCCCUUCAGGAAAUCAGAGUGGACCUUCUGGAACCCAGGGUGAACCUUCUGGAAGGCAGAGUGGAUCUUCAGGAUGUCCGAGUAGACAUUCUGGAACCCAGAGUUGAUCUUCUGGAAGGCAGACCCAGAGUGGAUCUUCGGGAAUCUAUGGUGGACCUUCGGGGAUCUAGACUGGACCUUCGAGAAUCUCGAGUGGAUCUUCGGGAGCUCAGAAUGGACCUUCGCUCGUCCGCUGCUGACGUUCACGUGCCGGCAUUGGGUGCUGCUGCGGCGGCAUCUCUGCCCCCGUUGCUGUGCCCCUCCUGCCUACCGUCCUUCCCCCUGCUGCCUGACUUCAGCGGGGGUCACCAGAGCGAGGCUGCCACCUCCGACAGUGACACCGACAGCUGUGCCUCCGACCCUGAGACAUGCCAGAGAAAACGCUGCAGGUGGACAUGAGGAUACUGUCUCCUGAUAAGAACUUCACUGAGACAUGCACGUGCGCGCACAGACAGACACAGGCACAGACACAGACACGCAACAUACCUCCUUUCCUAUGCAGACUAAUCCAACAUAUGCAACUCAGUCUCUCAGUCAUGCGAUCUUCAUUCACGUACACUCUGACUGGAUAGACUGGUUGUUUGUAUGAUGAUUGUUUUACCUGUAGUGUUCAAUGAUAUUAGGCCUGGAAUACAGCUGCUGUGGUGUGCAUUAGUCAGGCCAAGAGCAAUACAAUAUCGUUUCUGAGCUCCCGAAAAAUCAGGAACUCCUUCCACUUUGUCGGGAAGCAUACAACCAUUAGCAAACCAAGGGAGGAAGGUCAACCAUGCUGUUUGGUCAGACCCAGUCUUGAAGAGAUUUGAAAGUCAAUGAUAAUCAAGCUAGUGUGCAUGGGUGGUGUUAUUUUUUUAAUGAACACUGAGCACAUUUGUGCACAAAAGUCCUUUUGAAGAAUCAUAAUAUGCAUUAACAUGUCUUUUUUUUCACUGCGCUCUAACUUAUAUUUGCAAUCACACAGUGAUCAUCUGCAGAAAUAGAACACCUGCUCUUUUUUAAGUAUUUUUUGGGGGGCUUUUCGGCCUUUAUUAUUAUUAUGGGACAGUAGAGAUUAGAUAGGACAUGGUUGGGAGAGAGAGAUGGGGCAGGCUCGGGAAAUGACCCCGGCCGGACUCGAACCGGGGUCCGCGUGGGCAAUGUAAGCCCAAAUAUGGGGGAC
This is a messenger RNA of Engraulis encrasicolus (European anchovy), 2561 nucleotides long. RefSeq names its product splA/ryanodine receptor domain and SOCS box containing 3b (gene spsb3b). The record is from RefSeq and is a predicted model, not a curated record. Gene Ontology annotation, biological process: proteasome-mediated ubiquitin-dependent protein catabolic process. Gene Ontology annotation, cellular component: SCF ubiquitin ligase complex. Gene Ontology annotation, molecular function: protein binding. The transcript is spliced from 7 exons. NCBI's taxonomy places the organism in Eukaryota, Metazoa, Chordata, Actinopteri, Clupeiformes, Engraulidae. Bases 371 to 1804 code for a protein of 477 amino acids.